AGGACGAAAAACCAGUCCGUCGACCAGGGAAAGAAAAAAGCGCAAAAGAAAAAGAAAUAAAAACAGAGAGAAACAGGCCGAUAGCCCCCAGCUAUCACAAACAGUUAGACCAAUCCAUCCAGACAGGGAAGAAACCCUUGGUAGGGGAAACACCGAGAAUGGAUUAUCAAAGUCACUACGAUCACAUGUAUCGUUGCAUGAAAGCGGGAGGGGCUUCAAAGGAAGAAGCGCACAUGGGCGCCAAAGCCGCAGCAAAACAGAUAGUGAAAUCAAUGAACGAAAUUAAGGAAGAGCAAAAAGAAAAAACAAGCGAGAAAUCUUGCCCAAUAGAUACAAGUCAAAGCUAUUAUUUAAGCCAAAAGCUAUUGUUAAAUCAACAACAACAGACGGUCUCCCUCUUGGCUCAAGUACCAGCCUUUAAUGGAUUAGGUUCGACGAAAUUUGAGGACUGGAUCAAACAUUUUGAUGCAGUAAUGAAUACUUCAGAGUUUGAAGAGGGAAGGAAAAUAAAGUUGCUCUGCUCUAAACUUUUUGGUUCAGCGACCGACUGCGUAACGACUUUUCAGUUACGCUAUCCAAAAGAGGCGCAGGAGUUCUCAAAAAUAAAGCAAUGCUUACAAGACCGGUAUCAUGGAGGAGAUAGUAGAAAAAUUUACUUGACCGAAUACAACAAUUGUAUAGGAAACCCUGGAGAAUCAAUUAGGGAUUACGCGUGUCGCAUACAAAAACUUUUUUCAUUUGCUUACCCAACAAGGGAGGGGAAAUUGGUAGACCUCGAAAUGAGAGAACAGCUGAUAAUGGACAAAUUCUUGGGGGGACUUAAAAACAAUCUUCGAGAACGAAUGAGCUUUAAAGAAUUUAAGAAUCUAGAUAGUUUGAUAAAAGCAACGGAGAAUUGUGCGGCCGUCUUAAAUGAAGCUAAAUUAGAAAGACGAAACGUAGAAUUCAUUAAUGCUGUCGCAUCAAAUUCGAAUGCAUCUCCUUCAAGCGAAAUUCAAGGAAAAUUAGCAGAAUCAGAAGUAACGCUAAAAAAUAAUCAGCAAUUAAUGAGUGAGUUACUGCUGAAAAACCAGGAAACGGCUAAAUUAUUGAAUAAAGUCGUACAAGCACAGACCCAAACAAAUUUCCGUUCCCAAACCGGUUUUCAUCCCCAGCCCGCUUUUCAAGCCCAAGCUGGUUUCCCUACUCGAUCCAUGCCGCAAUCCCAACUAACACAGAACUGCAAUAGUCAAUUUUAACAAAACCCUCAAAGAUUUCAACAACAAAAUAAAGAAGGUCAAUUCGGACAAAAGCAACCAUCCCAAAGUGACCGAAAUAACCAAACCGGCUGGAAUCAACCAGGUCCAAAAUAUUGUGCAUAUUGCAAAACCAAUACGCAUCUAACAGCGAUGUGUAGUUGGGGCCCAGGGGGUCCUAGAUGUUUUAAAUGCAAACAGAAUGGACAUGUACAACGUGAAUGCCCAGACCCACAACCAAAACCUAAUCAAACAUACGGCCCUCCACUGCAAAAUAACUCAGGCCAAUUGAACCCUUUUGAACAGGGAAACU
Molecule: messenger RNA, 1548 nt
Organism: Daphnia magna
Lineage: Eukaryota; Metazoa; Arthropoda; Branchiopoda; Diplostraca; Daphniidae
Exons: 1
Coding region: 159-1238 (359 amino acids)
Source: RefSeq, a predicted model, not a curated record